UUAGCUCAAGAGAAAACAAAAACAUUACAUUUCGAAUUACGAUUGUAAAUCAUAUUUAAUUUCAAGGAACAGCCUGGAUCAGUACCAACCUGUAACAUACCAAAUUCGUGUUCACAAAUUCGAUCGUUAAGUUCACAGAUAAUAAGAAAUAAUAUAUCUUGUAACAGUUCGCAGAAACUAAAUUGUUAUAAAUAGAUUAUUUCUGGAUUCUAUGAAGUAGGUAGUUGAACUACAUAGGUGUAAAAAUAACCAGUCGAACGCUCCAUGCAAUAUUUCGAAGACCUCGAAAGUGAAAUUCGGGUUACUGCAUAGUUUUUAUCGUAUUCAAGAAUAUUUUAAAUAGUCCAUUCGAAACAAUGGCUUUGGCUGUAACACGUGUGAUAUUAAGAUGUGAAAAUGCGCAGGAAUCUCAAGAGUUAGAUCUAUCAGAAUGUCAACUUAUGCAAGUUCCUGAUGCGGUUUACCACCUCAUGCGUCACACAGAGCUCAAGAGCUGCGAUCUUAGUGGGAAUGUAAUAACAAAGAUUCCACCAAAAUUCACUGUUAAGUUUAGUUUAAUUACAGACUUAAAUCUGUCAAACAAUCAAAUGGCCAAAUUACCUGAUGAACUUAGCACACUGGCAUGCCUCCAGCGCCUCGACAUUUCGCACAACACAUUUGUGGCCCUUCCACACAUUGCCUGCCAGUGCCCAAGUUUGCACACGCUUCUAGCACACCACAAUCAAAUCAUUGAAGUGGAUGUCGACAGAUUAGCGAGAUCACGAGCACUUGAAUAUGUAGAUUUAAGUGACAACCCUAUUCCUCCUCGAACACAUGAAGAAUUAAAGCAGAUUACGCGACCUUCAAUAUCCAUUUCUGAAAGAGAAAAAGAAGAUUGGGAAGAGGAUCUCUUAAUAUAAAAAUAUAACUUCCUAUGUACAAGACUUACAUUCAAGAUAUUUUAGAUAUAAAUGUAGGAACUGGUGCAAUAUGACCCAAAGGGUGAAAAUGACUGGUCCUAACUCAACUGUGAUUUAGCCUUGUGCAAAGAGAAUUUUAAGCUUGUCAAAAGCAUAGUGAUUAGGGUCUUGGGAGUAUAUGAAUUAUUUUUAAUUUUAGAAAGAUGUAACCAGUGCUUGAUUUAUAAAAAACAUAAUAAUCUAAAAUUAAAAUCUUAAACUUGAAAUUGAUAUGUGGGAUGCUGAAAGUUAACUGUUUGAUAAAUUUCAGUCAUCAAUAUUUCUUGCUCCUUAACAUGAAAACCAUGGCUUUAUUGUGUGGUAUGAUUAAAAAAAAAAA
Molecule: messenger RNA, 1278 nt
Organism: Pararge aegeria (speckled wood butterfly)
Lineage: Eukaryota; Metazoa; Arthropoda; Insecta; Lepidoptera; Nymphalidae
Gene: Sclp
Product: leucine-rich repeat-containing protein 40
Exons: 4
Coding region: 357-899 (180 amino acids)
Molecular function (GO): protein binding
Source: RefSeq, a predicted model, not a curated record